CAUUGACUGCUCAAGUCUUAGCAGGGCUGUCCCAACCAACCCAAUUAACCCAACUACCCCAAACAUCCAAAGUAACCAAAACUCCUUUGGUUUGUUAUUGCUGCGGUGAAAUUGGAUAUUUCGCUCAAAAUUGUCUUUUGGAAAAGAAGCCUGACCGUAAGGAGGCUAAGCAAAAGCAAUCUGAAUUGGAAAAAAAGAAUGCUUUGCUAAAGAAGACCCCAAAAGUAAAAACCACUUUUGAGACUCCAGAUCAAAAGAACCCCAUGGAUGUCACGCCUUAUGAUAUAGUGGAGAAUAUAUUAAAUUUGAAAGCCAAUAUAACAUUGGUACAAGCUCUUAAAUAUCCUGAUCAAAAGCAAAAUCUGGCUAAGAUUAUGAAAAGACCCAAACAAUCCACCACCGAGGCUAACAGUUUGGAAACGGAUAAAGUCCAGAAAACUGUGGCAAUAAGAUAUCAUGUGAAGAUUAAAGGCACCCCGGUCAUAGCUAUACUGGAUUUAGGUGCUGCCGUAAGCAUCAUAACCAACAAGCUGAUAAAAAGAUUAGGGCUUGCCCUGACCAAAGAAUCCAAAACAGUGGUUGUAACUGCCAAUGGUGGCAGAUCGAAGGCUCUUGGCAUUGUAGAAAAUAUCAAGAUU
Molecule: messenger RNA, 638 nt
Organism: Dentiscutata erythropus
Lineage: Eukaryota; Fungi; Glomeromycota; Glomeromycetes; Diversisporales; Gigasporaceae
Source: the annotation of a GenBank genome assembly